This is a messenger RNA of Pantherophis guttatus, 6403 nucleotides long. It is a transcript of the gene TTC6, whose product is annotated as tetratricopeptide repeat domain 6. The record is from RefSeq and is a predicted model, not a curated record. Gene Ontology annotation, molecular function: protein binding. Lineage: Eukaryota; Metazoa; Chordata; Lepidosauria; Squamata; Colubridae.
CCGCGGUUGCCUGCGCGAAGUGCGUAGAGCGGCACGAGACCCGCAGAAACCGCUCCGGCUGCGUCUCCGUCGCGCGGUGGCUGAGCGGCCGCCUCUACCGGGGAGACUUUAAGAAUGGCUAGAAAACAUGAACAUUUUGGAUUAAGCUAUUUGGAAGAAUUGAAUAUAGUUAAGGAGCGUGAAAAUAUAUGCAAAGAAACUAGGCAGGAAUUUUUGAAAUUUAAACAAGAAUAUGUUUCUGACCAUGGAAAUGUAAACAAAGCUUUACAGGAACUUACACCAUCAGGUCAGUCACUUCAGAUACAGUCUAAAACUAGAAGUCCCUUUCUAAGUUCUGAAAUCAAACAACUUUCUUCUGAGUGGGAUACUUCUGCAAUCCAGAAAAAAGUAAGGGUUUCUUGUGAUGAAGAAGAAAUAAUAAUCAAGAUUGAAGAUGCUGCAAGUCAGCCAAAGAAAUCUUCUAAGAAGCAGAACCAUACUGACGGUAAAAAAAAGGCCUUUCAUUCUGGAAAAGCCACCCUAGAACAUAAAAGUGAGAGCCCAGGAGAUGAAGGCGAAAAAAUGCCAGUAUUAAUAGCCUCUUUUGUAGGAACCACCAAGCAGAUGACCAUAUUGAAAAAACCAGAACCACUGAAACCAAAAUCUCCAAAGGUGCCUUGUGCAAAAUUACGGUUUAAAGAUCAGUCAAAAGAUAGCAUUGCUAAUGUUAAACAACUUGAACAAAAAAUAUUAUCACAGCAUAUAAUUCUUCCCUCAGCAGGGACCAGCACUGCAGACUUUGAUGAUUCCUGUUCUGUAAUUUCCAGUGUAAGUGAAAAAUCUAUGAGCAUUCCUAAAGAAACCUCAGAAUCAACUGAACCCAGUCGCUUAGAAAGAUCUUACAGUACAAAAAGCAGUGCUUCAUCUAGUAUUAAAUUUGCUCCAACAUAUCUGGAAGAAACCAUAUCUGAAAUUAGAGUAGGUUUUUCAAAAUCACGUUUGAAAUCUUCAUACAGCAAGUCACACCUAUCUCAUUCCAUUUCAAAGAUGCCUUCUGGAAUUGUUUCACGAUCUAUUGAUGAAAUAAUCGAAUCUCUAAAGUCUACUGUUCCCACUGCAUCAGACUUAAAGAUCAAAGAACUCUUGGAGAGUAUUCUUGGUCAGGAUUAUCUCCUAAAAAUUCAACAGUCAACUAUCAAAAAAGAAAUGCAGCCAAGUGAACUGGAAUUACCAGCUAUACGAAUGGCACCAGUGGAAAGUGACAGUAUGAAAUUGAAGCCAUCUCAAAUUAGAAAGGAUCGAUUUGUAUCUCAAUCUGCAUAUCAAGGUAUACAACUGAUACCAGAAGAUUCAGAGCAAUCAAUACCUGAAAGCUCCCAGUCAAGGUCCAUUUCCUUCAGUGCACAGCGGCAAUCAUCUGAAGUGAGAGAAUACAUUGCUGGAAUUGAGGUUCCAGAUGUAGUAAUUCAAACAGCUACAGAAGAAUCAGAUUCUGCCUUUAAAAUAGUUUCACCAGAGCAACAAAGCAUACAUGAAAGUGAAGAUUAUUUAUCUUCAGAGGCUGAAGUGACAUUAGAAUCAAUUGCUGAAAAGUCUAAAAAAUUGCUGCUUGUCCCUACUGAAGAAACAUUAGAAGACUUUGCAUCUUCAGGCAAGGACUUGAUAAUACAAGGAAAAGCAUUUCCAAAGGCUAGACCAGUUGAAACUCAGAAGAAGGUAGAAGACCUUCAGUAUCAACAACCAGUAUCUCUCCUUUCUACAUGGACUACGAAGAUCAAAGAUGUGGAUUACCCACUUAUUCAUCUUCUAUGUACCACCUCUCCUGGAUUUGUGUUGCCCACUAAUCUGCAGCUAGUUUCUAGAGUACAUCAUACUCUAGACAAACAUGGUCAUGAUAUUUCAUUACCACCUAUUAAUUUUGACUGCCACAAUUCUGAAGACCUAUUCCCAGUAACUGCUGCCAUUGAGAAACAAAUCUUCAGAGAAAGGAUUUAUAAUGAAGGACUUUCCAUUUCUGAGGUAUACCAAAGCAGUCAAGAAGAUGGAAUUCAAGUUUUACCUCCAAGGUCACCAAGAAGUAUGCCUGAGUGGCAAAGAAUAGCUGAAUUCUAUGUCGAAAAGCCUCAGCUGAAAUUAUUAGGAAAAAAGAUGAAACUUCAGCCUGGAUCUCUUAAAAUGUUUUGGACUCCAGCUCCCCAUAAAUUUUCUGCUCCUCUUUCUGUUAUGAAGGAAAUCUUGUUUUCCAAGUAUGAGAGCAAUUUGGUUCAUGGGGUUAUUUAUGAAGAUUUUUCCAUUGAUCUUCAAGAGAAAGAAAAAGCAGAAGGCGAAGAUGAUUUUGACUAUUUAUUUUCUAAUAUUAGUGCAUAUGGAAGACGUGGUUCCUUUUCAGAACUUGUGUUUCCCAAAACUACAGUAAAGGAUGAAGACAUUAGAUAUAAACGUUUGGUUAAAAGGCCAAAUAGUGCACCAGAAUUGUCCUCAUACAGAGACAAAACACUUAUAAAGAUUUCUUCAAGUUUCAAAACUCUUAUGGAAGAGCUUGAUAUCAUGAGCAAGCAUGUUCCUUUAACAAUACCUAAUGCUGCAGUAUCAGAACCUGAAACUUCUCUAGAAAAGCAUACUUUUGCUGCUAACCUUUCAGGAAUUAAUUUUCACUCUUCAAAAGCACCUGUAGAUCCAGAGAAAGAUUCUGGUGAAACAGUUAUGGGAAAUACGCUAAAAAUUCCUAAAGGAAAUCUUUUUGAACCAGAGCCUGCUGAAGGUCUCCUAGAUCAGACUGCUCUUGCUGAUGAAUGUCGAAAAGCUGGAAUUAAGUACAUCAUUUUCCCAAAGAAAAAAAAAAGAUCAACGAAAGUAGGGAAAAGUAUUACUCCCAAAGUAUUGGAUAGUAUAUUUGAAAAAUUAAAUCAACCUCCAAGGAUUCUUAAAAGGUCUGUGUCUCUGACUCUUCAGAAGCUUAAGAUGCAUAAUAAACACUCUAUUCAAAUAUCUCGAGCAAUUAAACUUUAUAGAAGCCCCAGCAUCCCUUGUUUGUUAAACUUUGAAACAUUUGCCAAAAAACAGGGUAAAGGAUCUGAAGAUUCUGAUUAUCUUUGGGCCAGGCUAUUGUGGAAUAAAUGGUUUGAGGAGCUGUUUGUUCCCGCUAACAAACCUGCUGAAGAUAAACAGAUGUUAGGCAAACAUGUUUUGGCACAGGAAAUGGAGGAUGCUGCAAAAGAAAAAGAACUACCAAACUAUGUGAAUCCUUUUCUAUUUGAUGGAAAAAAAGAAGAACUUGAACAGUGUGAGCAUGAGAUUGAGAGAAUAACCCAAGAGAUAAAUAAAGGAUGCGCUACAGCGUUUAACUAUUGUCGUCGUGGAGCAAUAUACAGAAAGAUUGGAAAAAUGCAGUCAGCUUUGGAUGACUUAGAAAAAGCGAUACAUUUGGAACCAUUUCUGGCUAAUGCUUAUUGGCACAGACACUUAAUAUUUGUUUACCAAAACAAAACUCUUCCAGCUCUAGAAGAUUUGAAUUUUAUAAUUAAACGCAAUGUAACCUAUACAGAUGCUUAUUUGUCGAGAGCUCAGAUAUAUAGAAAACAGGGAAAAAAUCACUUGGCAAUGAUAAAUUAUACUUUGGCACUGAGAUAUAGACCCACAGAUCCUGAAAUAUAUUACAAGAGAGGUGAAAUCCAUGAAGAAGAGGGUGAGUUAAUACUGGCAAUGGAAGAUUAUUCAAAGUGCCUUUACUAUGAUCCCCAAAGAAUUGAUGCACGUAUGAAACAUGGAGUAUAUUAUUUCAACAAAUUAAAUUGGAAUGUAGCUAUGCAUGAUUUUACAACUGUGAUUAAAAAAGAUCCAAAACAUGCAGAGGCAAGAACCUACAGAGCAAGAAUAUACAUUAAGCAAGAGCAAUAUAAAAAUGCAGCUGAAGAUUUAGCUGCUGCAAUUCAUUUGAAUCCCUGUAACUGGAUUGCAUUCUAUUACAGAGGUUGCAUUUUGAGGAAAAUUGAUCCGAAACAGUCUCUACAGGACUUAAGUGUUUCUGUCCUUCUCAAUCACAGUUUUGACAAUAUUGGUGCUUACCUUCAUCGUGGCAUCUUGUAUGCAGAAUUGAAACAGUGGCCCCUGGCUAUCUGUGAUUUUGAAAAUGCAAUUGCUUUGGACAGGAGUCUUACAACACCUUAUAUAAACAUUGGAUUGAUUAUGAUGUUGCAUUCGGAUCAGUAUUUUGAUGCUAUUCUACGGUUCACUGAAGCCAUUCGGGUUGAUCCAUUAGAUGUUAGACCUUAUUUGUGCAGAGCACAAGCUUACCAAAAGGUUCAUGAUUUAAAGAAUUCAGUUAAAGACAUAAAUAGAGCCAUUCAUCUCCAUCCCAACUUACCACAUUUAUUCUUAACAAGGGGACAGUAUUUACUACAAAUGAAGCAUUUUCAACUUGCAAGUUUCUGUAUACACCAAGUGGCAGAAAUGGACAAAGGAUCUCUUGGAUGUUCACUUGUUCAAGAAGCACUUGUGCAGUCGUUUUGUCAAAACUAUAACAAGGCUAUUGAAUGUGCAAUUGCAGCCACGAAAAACCAACCUGAGCCUGCUAUAUAUUGUCUACUUGGAAAAAUCCAGAUGAAAGCCAAAAAAUUCAAGGAUGCUCUUUCCAGUUUUAAUGAAGGUUUGGUGCUGCUAGGUGGCAUUGAAAAAUAUCUUCCUAAUACCUUUGAGGCUGCAGAAUUAUAUUUUUUAAUGGGCGAGUGCUACAUGGAGCAAGUUUUUCUAAUAGAGGCCUGCGAUGCUUUUACUUCUGCUGUCAGACUUUAUCCACGAUAUGCAGAUGCAUUUUACCAGCGAGGGCUUUGUAGAAUGCAGCUCCAACAAGCUAAAUGCAUCUUAGAUUUUAACAAAACACUUGCUAUUAUACCAAGGCAUUUUCAGGCUUACUUAAGUCGUGCUGCUUACUACGGUAGCAAAGGAAGAUACUCGAAAGCAAUAAUGAAUUGCACUGAAGCCCUCAAAAUUGAGCGACGUAGUGUGAGAGGGUAUCUUUACAGAGGAGUACUGAAAUUUUACAACAGGACUUACAAGCAUGCUGUUGAAGAUUUAACUAAAGCUAUACAAUUGGAUAAGAUGUGCACUUUGGCAUAUUAUAACAGAGCAAUUGCAUUCCAACAUUUGAAGGACUAUGAAUGUAGUUUGAUGGAUUAUAAGACUGUUCUUCAACUUGAACCAAGCAAGGACAUUGUCUUGAAAGUGCUGAAAAAUCGUGCUCUAAUUUUUAUAGAAACAAAACACUAUGAAUAUGCACUAAAGGACUUUGCAGAAGUGGCAAUAACUGAACAAAAAAACGCAGGAUUUUUGAAUGCUAUUGGACUUUGCUAUCACAGACUUCAGAAAUAUGAAGAAGCUGUGGAAUCAUUUUCUAAAGUUCUUAAACUCAACCCCUUUUGUUUGGAUGCCUACAUUGGUCGAGGAAAUGCAUACCUGGAAUAUGGUCAUAGCAAAGGCACCAGACAAGCCCUAAAGGAUUUCUUGACAGCAGUACAUAUCAAUCCAGUGUGCAUAAAGGCUAGACUUUGCUUAGGAUACAGCUUGCAGGCUCUUGGAAAAUUUCAGAAAGCGUGGACUCAGUUUUCAGCAGCCAUUCAUUGUGAUCCUAGUUGUCACAAUGCUUACGAUGGACGUGCUAUAGUCUGUCUGCAGAUGGGGGACAUUUUUGCCGCUUUUCAAGAUACAAAUGCUGCACUAAAGAUAACCACUAAUGCAGAAUUGCUUACGAAUCGAGGUGUGAUUAAUCAGUUCAUGGGAUAUUUAAACUGUGCUAUGCGUGACUAUCAGCAGGCUAUUGCCAAAGACCCCAACUAUGCUUUAGCCUAUUUCAAUGCAGCAAAUGCCUACUUUUUAAACAAGCAGUUCUCACAGGCAAAUGACUAUUAUACCAAGGCCAUAAAACUUGAUCCUGAAAAUGAAUCUGCUUUCUUGAAUCGAGCUAUUACAAAUACGCUCUUAAGAAAUUUUGAAGACGCAAAAACAGAUUUUGAGAAGGCAAUUUCCUUGUCCCCUUUGUCUGCAGCAAUAUAUUUUAACAAGGCAAAUCUCUACAGCAUGUUACAGCAAUAUGAGCAAGCCGAGGAAGACAUUUCAAAAGCACUUUCAAUUCAACCUUAUGAUGCCUUGCUGUAUAAACUCAGAGCUGAUAUUCGUGGCAAAAUGGGAUUGAUUAAAGAAGCAAUUGCUGAUUAUAAGAAAGCCAUCAGCAUCCAAGAGCUAAUCAACAGCAAUUGAAAAGAUGAACGCUCAAAAUAUUUAUAGUAUUAUUUAAAACUGGACAACAUUUUCUGCUGAUACAGAUACUUGCACUAGUGUUUUGUCCUUAUCACAGUUUUAAAAUAUGUACAUUUCUGUACUUAUUUGCACAACUUGACAAGAAGCAUUAAAUAAAGCAAAGUAGUGUUAA